This is a messenger RNA of Fonsecaea monophora, 765 nucleotides long. RefSeq lists its product as hypothetical. Lineage: Eukaryota; Fungi; Ascomycota; Eurotiomycetes; Chaetothyriales; Herpotrichiellaceae. The coding region runs from base 1 to 765 and encodes 254 amino acids. The transcript has a single exon. The record is from RefSeq and is a predicted model, not a curated record.
AUGCAUGUACCUCGAUAUGUGGACGACCAUUAUCCCUUGAUCGUCACCAUCCACCUGGACAACAUUCCUGCUUCGGUGCCAAAGGAUCAUCCAGCCUUCUGGUGUGCACGUCAAAUGGCCCAGAUCCACAACACCAUCAUCCGUGCUCUGAAUGCAGCGUGGAACCAGGCAGUCUUGGUUCAACCUGAUACCCAAGAAGCCGCUGAUUUCCUUCUCUUCAACCAAAUGCUCUUCAACACCUUGAAUCACCAUCAUCAUGUCGAGGACGACUAUAUGUUCCCAGCAAUUGAAAAAUUGUUGGGCCAACCCGGCGCAAUGGAAGAUAACACCAAGGGCCAUAAUUCAUUUGCCGAGGGACUCACAAUCUUCCAGAAAUAUGUUUUCAUCACAAAGCCAGCCGAGUACAACGGAUCCACCCUUCGUCACAUCAUUGAGUCAUUUGCGCCCAAUCUCAUCCAGCAUCUGCAUGAUGAGAUUCCCACCCUUGCAAGCCUUCACACUGUGGAUGGCAAGGAGCUGACGAAGAUCUGGAAGCACGCGGAGCAUAUGGCAACCAAGGACAACAGCUUGUACACCGACGCCCCCUGGACACUGGGGUGCCAGGACAAGUCCUUCACUAUUGACGGAGAGAAGUGUGGCUUCCCCGACGUACCUUGGGUCAUCGAGGCCGUGAUCAGGAAUUGGCAUGCCAAGAAGCAUGCAGGAGCUUGGAAAUUCUGCCCCAGUGAUCUGUCUGGCAAACGGCGUCUGCUGCCCACGUCCUAA